Platichthys flesus (European flounder) is the source of this 3165-nucleotide messenger RNA. RefSeq names its product coiled-coil domain-containing protein 81-like. NCBI's taxonomy places the organism in Eukaryota, Metazoa, Chordata, Actinopteri, Pleuronectiformes, Pleuronectidae. Bases 42 to 1958 code for a protein of 638 amino acids. The record is from RefSeq and is a predicted model, not a curated record. Gene Ontology annotation, cellular component: centrosome. The transcript has 16 exons.
AGGACGGGAUUUGUGCAAACUCCACUUCACACUGCGGGGAGAUGACUGACGUGCUGCGGCUGCUGUCCCAGGCGGACAGGAAGGAUUUACCCACUCUCUCCCUGCUCUCUGAAAAUGAUAUUGACAGUAUUUGGGCUGAUGUAUCCGCUUACAUUGAACGACAGAUGGCAUUACAGAAGGGGGUCACUCUGGCAGGAUUGGGGACGUUCACCUUCUCUCAGCAGAGGCUGGAUCUUGGGAACAGGUCUACCGUGAUCCAACGACCCAUCUUCAUCCUAGCAGGGAAACUGCUCCAGUCUCUGGGUUUAAAGCAGACCAGGCCAUUGGCUGCAGCGACACACCUGCCGGUGGUGCAGCUAAACUUUGCAGCCGUGUCCCAGGAGACUCCGUUCAGUCGAGACGUGGUGGAGGGCUGCGUGAGAGAAACUCUUCUGUUCCUCUUCAGAGCUUUGGCCUCUGAACGAAACGUGUUGGUCACGUUCCAGGGGAUUGGAGUUCUGUCCUUCACAAACAACAAGGUCCGGAUGAAGUUCAACAGAUAUUUUAUUAAUGCCAUGGAUGGAACUGGUAGGAUGCUGUUAGCCUUUAACAAAAGAACUGGCAGCAGUGUCUCUUUACUGUCUGGUGGCGUGUCCAGGCUGCAGAGGCCACAGACGGUCAACCCCAUCACCCUGCCAACCGUCUGCUCCCCUCAACCCCCCCACAAAGACACAGACACAGAUGGAUGGUGCAUGUCAGCAGCUCCAGACCAGAGGAAUGCAGAAGACGUCCCCCAACAGAGAGACUCUAAACCGCAACUGACACUGCAACCUGCCAAGAUGAAAGCUAUCAAUCUUUUUGAAGAUGUGAAUCCAAAACCCCCGACGGAGGCCACCACGGACAAGCCUGUCACCUUCAUCUCCCCACCAGAGGGCGCUUCCACCAAACCGGAGGAACCUUGUGUGAGAGAUAGCUGCUCUGGCCACACUCGAGCUGGACAGGAGCUGUGCUACCUGUGCAUGCAGCGGGCCCGGAGAAAUGUCCCGGUGUACCUGAGGGAGCAGCAACAGGCAGAGGAGAAAGCUCGGGACAAACUCCUGCUGCUGAAAGAACAACAGAGGGACAAGCGGUGCAUGGAGGAAGAACAGGAAAAGCUGUGUGAGCAUCGUGAGCAUGCAAAGCAGGUCGCUACAUAUAACCUGCUCAUGUCAGAGAAGAAAGAGAAGACGGGUCCUCUGUACCCUACUUCCUUCAUCUUCCCGGCUCGGCCGCUCACUCCUGUCAAACGGAUUCAGCAGCACCGUUACAUGAAAGAUCUCCAGAGCCAGGUCGAGAGCCGGCAGGAGCGCGAGGCUCAGGACCACCAGAGCCGACUUAUACUGGAGCACCUAGACCAGGUCCAGCUGGUGCAGGAGAUAGCUUUGCAGAAGGCUCAGCAGCUCCAGCAGAAACACGAGAAGACGAAGCAUUACAAGAGAGCUCUAGACACUCAGGUGGAGGAUAAGAAGCCCACAGAGCCUCCAGAGUGCCAGACUGACCACUCCGUGUUCAACCGCUGUGAGACGGCAGCCAGGAGCACAGAGAGCCGGGACAGGGCACAGAAGCUCUUUCAGGUAAAUUUCAGUACAGCCACUCAGAGGAAAAAUGAAGAACUGCACAGCCGCCAGGCCCGGCUGGAGAAAGAAAGACAAAUGCUCAAAAGCAGCAAAACGGAGCUAAUCCUGGACCGCAUUAAUCGCUUUGAGAAGAGGCAGCACCUCAGCAAGUCACUGGAGGACGAGUGGAGUCGCAGCAUGAAACUCAAACACCGACGAGAGGAAGAGGAGAAGCGCUUCCUCAGGUCUGCUGGUCAGCUGCUGGUCGAUAAGCUGGCACAGUACCAGCGCUGCUGCCAGUGUAAGAGGAGGACCACUAACUUGGGAGAGACGAACAUCUGGAAGGACUCCUAUUACCUCUCUGGCUCACAGUACAUGAUCUGAUGAUGAACAUCUGAACCUCACAGUCUGAACCAGACCUCAACACCUGUUACUGUUUAAUGUGAGAUUUACUCUUGUUUUUUUCCCUGAAAUUCAACUUUGAAGUAUUUGUUGCCGUUUUCUUUUGGGAUUUUUAAUCAUGAAAAUAGUUAAGAAUCAAAUCUGUAAUGAGUUAUUUAGUUUGGUUGAGAGUUACAGUGUGUUAAUAUGAGACUAUUGUAAAUUUUCCGAUAAUCCUACUCACACUUCAAUGCAUCCACUUGUUUACACCAUUCACUGUAUAUAAAGAUGGACAGAGAAAGAUGGAGGCCAAACUGUCUCAGUCGCCCCCUGGUGGAUGGCCACAUUAUAGGUCAUAAAUCCCAUCUCCUCCAUGUCUGCAGAUGAGACACGCACCAAACCAAACAGUCAAAGGAAACGUUACAUUUAUUUCUUCCUCAAAUAUGGUUUCUGACAUUUUAGGUAGUUGUUAUGACACUGAUGUUUGUUGAAGUGUUUAUUCUACUGAUGAGUUUGGUUUGAAUCAGUUAUUUAAUGCUGAAACUAACUCACCAUUGGUCGAGCAUGUUUAGCAAUAGGACCCCCCCCCCCCCCCCCCCCAUAUCACUAACACAACUUUGUCUGAUUUAAGCAGCUUUGCAGCAGCGGAGCUCUUUGACGAAUCCUCCGUUUGAAUGUGGUUUCAGCUUCUUAGUCAUUUGCUGACCCAUCACCAAACUUGCCUGCUCAUGAAAGCUGCUUGUUGUGCACAAAUGUCCAUUUUAACUUUAUCCAAGCACAUUUGUGUGUUUUACAACUCAUGCACUUUAGCUUCAUGCUUUGAGGUUGUCCUCUUUCAUCGCUGUGACCGUGACCCCACACAUUAUCCAUCCGGACUGGUCUUUCACUUCAGCAAAAAAAAAUGAAUCAUGACUCAUGUCUUUCCUUUACCUUGACUGUGACCUUACAACCAGAGGGCUCACGCUGAAUAACAUCUGAGUCAAUGUUAUGUUACAUUUAUCACAGAAUAAAAUUAAUUGCUGUCAUGUCAUGUUUUUUUUUAUUCUCUUGAUAGCCAUAUAAGUUCCCCACUCUUGUUUCCACUGUGUAUUCCAUGAGGGGAUCCUAAACAAAGUAUUACAUUUGAGACACAGUGGUAAUGUGUAGAAUUGGAAACAAUGUAUGAGAGGAUCAAGUACAGUGGUUGUAAUGCAGAUAGAAGAUUAAUUGA